CUCCCCGAUAUGGCCAGCGAAAAUAGUCUGACGCCCGAAACUCGGCCGCCGGCCGCCGACCAGGACCAAAGCUGCGGACUGUGCGGCAAAAUGGAGAAGCUGCUACUGUGCGGGCGCUGCAAAAGAUCCUUCUAUUGCAGUAAAGAACAUCAGAAGCAGGACUGGAAGAAACACAAACAGGUCUGCAAGGAGGCGGCGAGCCGCCAGGGAAGAGCGGCUGGCGAGGGCACGCGUAACGCCACGGUGAAUAACAACUACCAGCUGCCGCGGCCGCGCAUCACACCGGAUCCCGUCAACGGGCAGCAGUCGGAGAGGAGCCAAGAUUCCCCGGGGACAGCGGGCCACCUGCUAACCGGACCUGGUAUCAAUAGUCGGAGUCACAGGGGGCCACGUGGACUAAGCGGCAGCUCCCAGAUUCUGGUCCAGGACUAUAUCGUGCCCUGCAUGAACAAGCAUGGCAUCUGCGUGGUGGACAACUUCCUGGGCGAGGAGACAGGCGACUGUGUGCUGCGGGAGGUGCGGGAAUUGCACCGCAGCGGCCGUUUCACUGAUGGCCAGGUGGUCAACCAGAAAGGAGACUCCUCCAAGGAUAUUCGCGGUGACCAGAUCACCUGGAUAGAUGGCAAGGAGCCGGGCUGUAUGCAGAUCGGGAUCCUAAUGAAUAACAUGGACGAUCUGAUCCGGCAUUGCAACGGGAAACUGGGCAGCUAUAAUAUUAAUGGCAGGACGAAAGCAAUGGUUGCAUGUUACCCAGGCAAUGGAACAGGAUAUGUUCGGCAUGUUGAUAAUCCAAAUGGAGAUGGACGAUGUGUCACGUGUAUCUAUUACCUGAAUAAAAAUUGGGAUGCACAGGUGAAUGGAGGUAUUCUUCGAAUUUUUCCAGAAGGCAAAUCACAGUUUGCUGAUAUUGAACCAAAGUUUGACAGGCUCCUGUUUUUUUGGUCUGAUCGACGCAACCCACAUGAAGUACAGUCAGCUUAUGCCACAAGGUACGCCAUAACAGUCUGGUAUUUUGACGCAGAUGAGCGAACACGAGCUAAGGACAAAUAUUCAACAGAUACAUGUAUAGCAAUUGGGGGAAAAAAAAACUCUUUAACCAAAGUAGGAUUUAUCUCUGAUGUACCCAUGAAUUUGAAAUUAUAUUAGCAAUUUUUAAAGAAUGAACAAGGUCUUCAGUUUACACGAGGAAAUCUGCAGAUGCUGGAAAUUCAAACAACACACACAAAAUGCUGGUGGAACACAGCAGGCCAGGCAGCAUCUAUAAGGUGAAAAGGGAGUAAAAGUUGAAUUAAAUAAACCUUCGAAACACAAUUUAAAAGAAGUUUGACACUUCUCCUUUUCCACUGAGAUAUAAGAUUUAUCUCAUGAAUGUUGCCAAGUGAGUGGAUGAAGCAUACAAUACCUACGGUUUGUGACUGAAGACGGAAAUUCACCAACAAAAUGUCAUGCAAGAAUGGAUCCUGAAUGGCAAGGCUUUGUAUUAUUUUCAUUUAUCUCCUGGAUUUUUUUUUUGUUUUCUGUGAAAAGUGCUGUGGUUUGAGCAGCAACAAAAAUACCCAAGCUGCAAUGGAGUGACGCAGAAAUGCUAGAAAUUAUUCAAAUGUUAUUUUUCCAUUUGUCAUACUUGUCUAUUAGUCAUAGAAUCUAAUUCCUAUUUUUCAUUAAUUUGGGAAUAAUUUGAAGAAUAAAAUGUAAGCUUAUGUUAGAUAAAAUUUUAAGUUUAUGUUAAUUCUGCAGUAAUGGUAAUCAUGACGAAAAGUAUUAAUUUUUUUCUUCCUGAUUUCAAAUUCAGACACUGGUGAGAAAGUACUUCAUAAUAUAUCUUGUACUCCAAUAUAACUUCAUUUAUCACAAGUGGUAUUUACAACAAAAACAGUGUUCUUCAGUUUUGAGCAACAAAUGCAUGCCUUCCAGCUAUCCAAAUGAUCUGUUUCUCUGUUAUUUCCCUUGGCUUAUUCCAUCCCUUAACCAUUUUACCCAUGCUUUCAUAGCUUUAUCAUUUAUUUUAAUUUUGUGACUGUAAUCAUGGGUAAAGUCCCCACUUUUUGUUUGUAAUGAAUUCACAGCAGAUUAUGCACUAAGAGUAUUACCUAACAAAUUGUGAGGUGCCAUAUGUGACAGAGACUGAACAAAAUGUUAUUUUUAAACAUAAAAUUAUAAUUUGGGUGAUAAAUGGGACAAACUACUUAAAACAAUCGUUUUCCUAAAAAAAAAUUGGUUGAAAAAAACUUUUUGAAUUAUUAACCAGUUAGAAAAUCUCUACCAAGAUGUCAAAUUCUUAAUUGGUUUGGAUGCUAUAUUUUUUGUAUAUUGAUUACAUUGAAACAGUGUUUUGUUAAUCAGUAGCAAGAGCCCCUUAAUUUUCUUCAGUUAUUGUUUAAAUAACAAUGAACCAGUGAACUGAUUUUGUACAGUUUUUUUUAAUUCCGUCUAUUUUCUGAAUGGACUCAUUUUGAAUAUUUUCUGCUGACCCUGCAUCUAUGUAACUCAAUAUCAAAUGCUUUCAGCACUUACAGAUGAGUUGCCACAGUAGAGCAUUGUUGCCUUUUCCACAUGGUAAAGCACUAAACUGAUUUUUCUGACAGUAUAUUUUAAAAUUUCCUGUGACAUGAGGGCUGUAUAGCUAAAGAUUCCAUAGCAUGCACAUAAAUAACUGCUAUUUAGUAUUGUUGAACAUUAUAAUACAAAGUGUUAAUUAUGAAAUGAAUUGCCAGCUUGUAAACAUUGCAAAAAAAUUAAACCCUUUAUCAUUGAUUACUGAAACCAAGUGUUUUAUUACUUUGACUUGAUGAGUCCAAUGUGGUAUUAGGAAAAUAUGAUUAGUUAUGCUGAUGUGUUUUCAAGAGGACAGAUUUCUUCUUAUGGGGCAUAAGCCACUGAUGGUACUUUGCCCAGAGUCGUCAGUCCUGGGCUGAAAGUUAAUCAGCCCUGUUGCUUCCACUGUCACCACAUGACAUUGUACGUCUUGUAGGUGAAGAUCUUUCCUCUUCCAGAGAUGAAGUCUUUGGAACUGCUGCUGGCAUUUCUGUAGCUCUGUGUUUUUACAGAAUGGGAUUACUAACCUCCUCCUUUCACAGCUCAGUUUAGGACCUACCAUGGUGGAGUUAAGACUACAUUUGACAAAGCAAAGAUUAAUAAUAAUUCAGUACAAGAAACACAAGAGAAUUGAGACCUAUUAAUUUUGCCUGGUUACAAAUAGUUACAUCAGCUUACAAGUUGUAAAUCGGACUAAAAAGUUUUAUUAAAAAUCAGAUUGAUAUGAAUUGACUUUCUCAGAAGAGGAAUAUCUCAGAAAUAAGAUGAUUUUAUUUUUCUGAUGAAAGGUUGUUGUUAUGUUUUGUAACUUCAAAACAUACAACUAAUCAAAAGAAAAACAGGAAGCCUGAAAUAACAUGUGCACUUCAUAGUUUUACUUUUCAUGAGGCACGAGCAUAUGUUGUAGUGGUAUAAUGACGUCCACAAUUCACAUAUUUUUAACUUUAACCCAUAAUGAAUAAUGUAACAACAAAAAAUGCUUAAUCAAACAAUAUAUUUAUAAUAUUCAAAUAUUACAGUACUAUUAAACACACAGCAUUCCUCCCUACUUAGCUAUAAACUCCCAACUCAAUUAUUGCACAUUAUGGUAAUCUGUCACGUGAGUUGGGGCAUAGUAGAAGCAAAUGAGUAUAGCUACAUAUUCGCAUUUCCAGCUGGUUUGUUGUUAGCCAGAAGGAGUGAGCCAUGGAAAUGAUAUUAUUUUGUUGACCACUACUUGAGUCAUUAUUGGAAUGCUAAUUGAAAUGCUUAAAUACAUAUAGAAUGAUAAUUGUGACAUUAUUGGAAUACUAACUCGAUUGCUAAUUUAGCUUAAAUACAUUAGUUUGACUGCUACUUUCAUUACUUAGGUAAUUUGAAUGCUAGCUUUUGAUCGGUACAAGAUUGUUCGUCUUUGCUGGUUUCGUAAUAAAGGAUCGAACAUCC
This is a messenger RNA of Hypanus sabinus (Atlantic stingray), 3960 nucleotides long. RefSeq names its product egl-9 family hypoxia-inducible factor 1a (gene egln1a). Gene Ontology annotation, biological process: peptidyl-proline hydroxylation to 4-hydroxy-L-proline; cellular response to hypoxia. The record is from RefSeq and is a predicted model, not a curated record. The transcript is spliced from 7 exons. Gene Ontology annotation, molecular function: peptidyl-proline 4-dioxygenase activity; ferrous iron binding; L-ascorbic acid binding. Lineage: Eukaryota; Metazoa; Chordata; Chondrichthyes; Myliobatiformes; Dasyatidae. The coding region runs from base 10 to 1146 and encodes 378 amino acids. Gene Ontology annotation, cellular component: cytoplasm; nucleus.